Molecule: messenger RNA, 2546 nt
Organism: Brassica napus (rape)
Lineage: Eukaryota; Viridiplantae; Streptophyta; Magnoliopsida; Brassicales; Brassicaceae
Product: cell division cycle 20.2, cofactor of APC complex-like
Exons: 3
Coding region: 1-1284 (427 amino acids)
Biological process (GO): anaphase-promoting complex-dependent catabolic process; positive regulation of ubiquitin protein ligase activity; positive regulation of anaphase-promoting complex-dependent catabolic process
Cellular component (GO): anaphase-promoting complex
Molecular function (GO): anaphase-promoting complex binding; protein binding; ubiquitin ligase activator activity
Source: RefSeq, a predicted model, not a curated record
AUGAACACUUGUCGAAUAGUUCUCCAACGCAGGUUCCUUCCCGUGAGCAACUCCAAGAAGGAAAAAUUUGACAGAUUCAUACCGAACAGAGCAGCCAUGGAUUUCGACUAUGCUCACUUGGCUCUUAUGGAAGAAAGAGAAGAAGAAGAAGAGGUCAGUUCAUCCAGAAAAGCUUAUAGAAAGCAAUUGGCUGAGACUAUGGGUCUUAACCGAACUCGAAUCCUCGCAUUCACCAACAAACCACCUUCUUCUACUUCUCUUCACCAUCAGCAUCAGCAUCAGCAUGAGCCUCCUCGACGCAUUCCUCAGCGUCCCGAGAGAACUUUGGAUGCUCCUGGCCUUGUGGAUGACUUCUAUCUCAACGUUCUCGACUGGAGCAGUGCUAAUGUCCUAGCCGUUGCCUUGGCCAACUCUGUUUGUCUCUGGGAUGCUUCCACUGGCUCCGUGACUACGCUUGUCACGUAUGGUGAAGACCAAGGACCUGUCACAAGUCUAAACUGGGCGCAUGAUGGUAUCAACCUUGGAGUUGGGCUCAACAAUGGUCAAGUUCACAUUUGGGACUGUGUAACCAAGACUCUACUGAGAACAUUGCAAGGCUUCCACCACACACGAGUUGGGUCCUUGGCCUGGAACACUCAUAUAUUGACAACCGGAGGAAUGGACGGACGUAUCUUCAACAACGAUGUGCGGUUCAUGUCAUACCCUGUGUCUACUUACAAGGGUCACACUCAAGAGGUCUGUGGGCUCAAGUGGUCAGCAUCUGGUCAGCAACUAGCUAGCGGCGGAAACGACCGUCUAGUACAUAUAUGGGAUCGUUCUACUAGUACGCAGUGGCUGCACAGGCUCAGGGGGCAUACAUCUGCAGUUAAGGCUCUCGCUUGGUGUCCUUUCCAAAGCGAUUUGCUUGCAUCUGGCGGUGGUGCAGAAGAUAGGAAGAUCAAGUUCUGGAACACUCGCACAGGGGCUUGCUUGAAUUCGCUUGACACUGCUUCCCAAGUCUCUUCUCUCUUGUGGAGCAACAAUCAAAGAGAGCUGCUUUGCUCACAUGGGUCUCAGCUCACACUGUGGAAGUACCCGUCGAUGGUGAAAAUGGCUGAGCUCUCUGGUCAUACGUCAAGAGUUCUAUCUAUGACCCAGAGUCCAGAUGGUUGUACUGUAGUUUCAGCUGCAGGAGACGAGAAUCUGUGCUUUUGGAAUGUUUUUGGACUACCUCACACCACCGCCAAAAAAACUGUUCCAAAAGCAGCUCAUGAGCCGUUUUCUCAUGUCGCUCGUAUUCGUUGAAAACUCAACUACCAGAGGUUGACAAUGAAAAGAUAGAGUGCGAGGCUUCUGCAUAUCAGAAGAAACUUUUAAUGAAGAGGGUUGAGGAUUCGCUUGGAAACAUGAAGGUGCUGUUUUGUGCUCUGCGUAUUGUGUAUUCAGUUGUUUCUUAGUUAGUUUUCUUUUUACAGUCGCGUGCAGUGCACAACUCAGUGAUGGAGCUUCGGAAUAUAUAUCACAAUCAUCCAUAUCUCAGCCAACUUCAUACAGACGAGGUAAUAGAAAUUUACAUAAAUGCAAACAACUUCUGGUUAGGGAACUAAGGAAAGUUUUGAUGAAGGGUCAAUAGCUUAAUUCCUGAGCACCGGUAAUAAGACUGUGUGGGAAGCUUGAGAUGUUGGACCGGCUCUUACCCAUUAUCUUCCUGAGCAUUAUGCUGCGCCAGUGUUGCCUUAAAUGAUAUUAUAUCCCCAAGGAUAAUCAUUGCUUGUAGAAUAUUACCUGUGCAUAUAUAUAUAUAUAUUGGCUUAAUUUGGUUUCUCACUAUGGUUACAGGGGUCAAGGUCAAAAAUUUCUGCACCUAUCCCCGCUCGUCUGGUUUGUUGAGUCUUUUUUUGAACAGUCAAUUGCACCUUUGCUUAUUACUUAAAACUGGCAAAAUUGCAACUGACAGAGGAUGAGUUUGAAAAGAUUUGUCAGACCGAUUCUCCCAAAGGCAAGGAAGAAGGACUGAGCCAAAUGCUGCAUCAAAUAUUCUGCGUGCUGAAAAGAGUUUGGCAACUGGUAAAAUUAGAUAACCUGCCUGGAAGCACUAGACAAUCCGUGGAACCUCUACGGAAAUCACAGCAGCCACUACAGAACCUGUAAAACGGGGACGUGGCAGGCCACAAGCAACAGGGGAUGCGAUGCUAGAUCAUCAUCAGUUAUUGGUUCCGAUGUUGUCUUACUUCCCCAGAUUUAUCUGUUCCAAUUGAGGUUAAGGUUGGUGAAUCGUCAGGAUCCAAAAUUACAUCGGUUUGGAAAUAAAAUGCGUCAUAGUCAAUACAGAAGAGAAGAGUAGAUGAUGAUGAUCCAUGAGGCCAAAGCAAAAUGGGGAAUAAGAAGAGAAUAAAGAUAUAAUAAGCUCUCUAAUGAUGGUUUUGAUUGGAACUGAAACGGAUCAUGUACAUAGCAGCAGUCUUGAGAGCUAUGAGAUUAGGUUGAAACAUUAUGUUUUGAAAUAUUACGAACUCUUUGUCUUGUAAUUUUUCCUGAUUUGUUUCAAAAAUAAAGACAGUUUUCCU